UAGGCCCGAUUGUAGAUGUGGACGCUCCACCUCGUCGUCUCUUGUGUCGGGUUACCUGGUGACGAGCUACGACCUCUCGGUGAAACGCUACACCUGUUCAGGUGAUGGGUUUUGUUCGUUCCGACCUCCUCCGGUGAACUCCGCAGACAUGCCUGUUAAUAAGGACAGUGGUGCAGCCGGUCUGAUCACGUUCCAUACGCCUGCUCCCGACGGUCUCCUCACGUCUACGGUACCCAGCGGAGUAUGGAGAAGUGUCAGGAUGACCGGCCGAAGAGGAGGAAGAGGAGGAGAGAAGUGGAGGACUGAGGUGUGGCUUCCUGGACCUCCCAGAGGGCCGUGGGUGGACUGGCUCUCUCACACCUCCUUCAGGAGACUGCAGGUCAAGUUAGAAUCUGAGAACCAAGAAGCUAGAGCCAUCACCCAGCCCUUGCUGGACGCAGAGAAUGGCUUUGUCAAGGACCUGGAGCGUUUUCUGUGCCAGCAGGAAAAGGCGGAGCUUCGUAAGAGAGAGCUGCUCCAUAAGCGUUGGACGGAGCGUGUGUGGACCCCUAUUCAGAGGAGCGUGGAGAACCAAAUGUCCUGCUGCUGCUAUGACGAGGCUGAGAGGAUCCGCAGCAUGUUCCUGCACUACAUACACUACUGUAACUCAAAGGUUACCACACCUGCGUCGAGGGACCCACCGUUCCUUCAAUCACGUGAGGGGAUAAAGGAAAAGAGGGCGGUCCUACGCUGUCAGACAGGGCCGCCCAGAUCAUAGCCACGGUCACGCCUGACGGGAGAUGUCUACAGACAGCUUGCUGGUCCUACAGAGGAUAAACGACCAUUAAACAGGGCUUGUGAGCACAGUGUUCUGUAGUGUAAAUAUGAACAGCAGCCGUAGAUACACUAUGGCAGGUAUUCAAUCAGCUCUUUGUCGACAAGGAUAAUUCAAGCUUUGAGCAGAUAUUGUUUACUGAAAACCAUGUAUUUGAUACCAUUCCUCCCCAAUUAAAGGUGACACCAAUCUCC
Salmo salar (Atlantic salmon) is the source of this 1008-nucleotide messenger RNA. It is a transcript of the gene fam228a, whose product is annotated as family with sequence similarity 228 member A. Lineage: Eukaryota; Metazoa; Chordata; Actinopteri; Salmoniformes; Salmonidae. The record is from RefSeq and is a predicted model, not a curated record.